AUGGCUGGUCCAGUCGCUAGCAUCCGCGAAAUCUGCGGGUCGGAUCUGAUCUCUGCUCUCCAUCUCGCUCAACAAGCACCAGCCAUUCUUGGCCAAGAUACCGGGUCAAGGGGCACUUCAUCCAAUUCGGCAGAUACCGCAGAUUACUAUGCACGAUUAGAGCAGCUUCUGUUGGCUUGUCUUCGAACGGGAGACGACCAGUCAGCACAGACCUGCCUGAACAGCCUCAGUCUCCGGUUCGGACCCUCUAAUGAAAGGAUCAUGGGACUUCGCGGACUGUACGAGGAGGCAACUGCCAAGGACCAGUCGGCACUAGAUAAAUGCCUGCAGGAAUACGAAACCACCCUGUCGCAGAAUCCAGUUAAUGUGCCUAUCCUCAAGCGCCGAGUAGCGUUGCUGCGCUCGCUCAACCGGUCUUCAGAUGCAAUUUCCGCUCUUCUUCAACUCCUCGAUGCCAUCCCUACCGAUGCUGAAGCCUGGUGUGAACUGGCAGACUUGUAUCAAUCACAGGGGCUGGGUUCCCAGGCCAUCUUUAGCAUUGAGGAGGCUUUACUCAUUGCCCCUAACUCUUGGAAUAUUCAUUCUCGUCUUGGGGAGUUGUGUUACAUAUAUGCCUCUGACGGAGACGCAUCCCGGCUCCUCGGGAGGUCGGUACAGCACUUCAGUCGAAGCAUUGAGCUUUGUGACGACUAUCUGCGAGGGUUAUAUGGGUUGGCUUUAGCCUCAACUCGGAUGCUCGACAAUGGUUACGCCGGCGUAUCAGGUCAAAGCCCUCCAUCCAAGAAAACCCUGGAACGUUUGAAGGCCUUUGCGCUCCAAAGAUUGGGUGAGAUUGUUGAGUCACGGUCGGUCGAUGACCAACAUUGGGCAUCAAGUCGGAGCGAGCUGAUUGCAGCCAAAGAACUGCUGAAUCGCUAUAAUUGA
Penicillium paradoxum is the source of this 924-nucleotide messenger RNA. RefSeq lists its product as uncharacterized. The transcript has 4 exons. The coding region runs from base 1 to 924 and encodes 307 amino acids. Gene Ontology annotation, biological process: protein folding in endoplasmic reticulum. Gene Ontology annotation, cellular component: EMC complex. NCBI's taxonomy places the organism in Eukaryota, Fungi, Ascomycota, Eurotiomycetes, Eurotiales, Aspergillaceae. Gene Ontology annotation, molecular function: protein binding. The record is from RefSeq and is a predicted model, not a curated record.